Molecule: messenger RNA, 708 nt
Organism: Wallemia ichthyophaga EXF-994
Lineage: Eukaryota; Fungi; Basidiomycota; Wallemiomycetes; Wallemiales; Wallemiaceae
Exons: 1
Coding region: 1-708 (235 amino acids)
Molecular function (GO): DNA binding
Source: RefSeq, a predicted model, not a curated record
AUGAACACAGUUCUGCGCAAACGUAAACUUACAACGGAGCAGAAGAAUAAUAUCGUUAAACUCGCUAAAACAAAUCCAAAGAUGAGGCAAGAUGAGAUUGCGAGGCAGUUUGGUGUGGAUAGAUCGACGAUAUCAAAGGUUUUGACGGAUGCAAAGAAAGCGAGAAAACUUGCGAGUGAUAAUACUGAAUUUGGCAAUCAGGAGGAGCCCGUUGAGCAAUUGACGCAGGAUAAUUAUUCACACUCAACGGGUAGUCGCAGUAGAUCAUGCUCAAAUGAAAUGAAAGAAACGAGUGAAAUUAGUAUACCACUUGAUAUUUACAGUACAGGAUAUCAAACACAAACACAUUACAGUCCAUAUUCAAGUUAUUCAUCGUCUUUGGAAUCAUCACACUCACAAACAAUUAAUCAGCACUUUGAUUCACUUAGUUUUACUAAUUAUAUAAGUUAUGAGGAGGAUGAGCAUGAUGACAAAGGUUUUGUUAGUGAGCUUAAGGUACUUGAUGCACUUGGUGUGGUUAAGAAGUUUUUGGAGGAGAGGAGUUCUGUUGAAGGUACUCAUACUCAUACUCAUAGCCAUAGUAACAAUCAGAUACACACAAAUAGCCACAACAAUCACUUCAUACCCAAUACACAAGAUAUAACAAACAUUGACAACUUAUUUUAUCGGAUUCAGUCGAGUAUUGACGAGGAUGUACAAUUUUAUUGA